CUGACACUGCCUUCACAUUAAAAAAGUUGGAAUCUUGGAUGAUAGAUAGAUAGAAAGAUAGAUACGUGCUCUCUGUGGCACUGCUGUGCUUUGCCUGCUAGCUGCUCCUCUUGACCAUCUCUAUCUCUCUAACGGUGUAAAUGCAGCAGCUGUGCGCUUCAAAAGAGAGAGAGAGAGAAUCACAGUGUGUGAGAAGAAAGGUAGCUAGCUAAGAAACACACAUAUGGGAAAGAAAACUGGGAGCUCAUGGCUGAUGGCAGUCAAGAGAGCCUUUAGAUCAUCUCCGCCUAAAGACAAUGAAGAUGAUGAAAAGAAAAGGGAGAAGAGGAGAUGGGUGUUCAGGAAGUCUUCAGGGCAGGAGCAGAAGCCGGCGGUGUCUGAGGCGCCUGUAACGGUGGAGCAGAGACGAGCAAUGGCUGUCGCGGUGGCCACGGCGGCUACGGCGGAGGCGGCGGUGGUGGCGGCGCAAGCUGCGGCGGAGGUUGUUAGACUAGCACGACCGUCGGCGAGCUUUGUUAGAGAACACUAUGCUGCCAUUGUUAUCCAGACAGCAUUCCGCGGAUAUCUAGCGAGAAGGGCAUUGCGAGCGUUGAAGGGGUUGGUGAAGUUGCAAGCUCUGGUGCGCGGGCACAACGUUAGAAAGCAAGCCAACAUGACAUUGAGAUGCAUGCAAGCUCUGGUGCGUGUGCAGGCACGCGUGCGCGACCUACGCCUGCGUCUCAUUCACGAAGGUGGAGGCGGCCCCGCUGCCAGUGCAAGCAGCAGCAAGUCAUCCUUCAGCUGCGACGCUUCCAUUUGGGAGUCCAAACAUCUCCAAGAGUUUUCUGAAAGACGAUCCAUGUCAAGGGAGGAAAUGGAGGAGCGGCCACGUACCAUGGAAGAGAUCCAAGCUUUGCUGCAGAGCAGGAAAGACGCAGCCUUGAAACGAGAGAAGGCACUCUCGUACGCGUUCUCUCAGCAGGCAUGGAGACCAGAACGAUCCAUUGAAGAGAGAAGUGAAACAGAGGAGCAGCAACCGAGGUGGCUGGAACAAUGGAUGGCGUCUCGAGCUUCAUAUGAUUAUGCGAGUAGUAUUAGCAGAGGAAGAACGUCCAUGGAUCACAGAGACCCUAUCAAGACCUUAGAGGUUGAUACUGCUCGUCCUUUCUCUUACUCCACGCCCAGCACUGCUCGAAGGCCGGCGCCGCCGCUGGCGCACCUCCAUCGCUCCCCUGCCACCCCUUCUCCUUUAAAGGCGAGACCUUUACACGUUCGCUCCGCCAGUCCUCGUUGCUCCUACUCUUCCGCCACCUCUGGCCCCGCGGCUGCAGUGAGAAACCAGAGCCAGACGGCGGUGCCAAACUACAUGGCGGCAACGGAGUCAGCCAAGGCGAGAGUGAGAUCUCAAAGCGCGCCACGUCAACGUCCGGCGACUCCAGAGAGAGAUCGAGCUGCGGCAAGGAAGCGGCUUUCGUUUCCGGUGCCGGCGCCGGAGCCAUGCUACGGUGGAUACUCGUUAAGGAGUCCAAGCUUCAAGAGCGCGGCGGGGAGGAUGGUCGGCGAGCAGAGGUCGAAUGUUUCAUCUUCGUACGCAGAUAGCAUUGGGGGAGAGAUCUCUCCAUGCUCGACGACGGAUCUCCGGCGAUGGCUCCGGUGAGGGAGUAGUAAGACGAGGAGGACUUCAUGCCUCGCGAUUCGUGCUGUUGAUGAUGAUGAUGAAUGAUGAUGUACUUUGAGAGGGGUUGGGGUUGGGUUUUGUCGGUACUUGGGUGGUGAUUUGGAUGCGAGAGAACAGAGAGGACUUGUUGGUUUAACGUGGUCUGCAGGCGUACCAGACGUACGUGUCUGGCUGCGGGGUCUAUACCAUUUUACGUUUUUUACCGCCUUAUAAUUUUUAUAAUUAUCAAAUAAGUCCUUUUUUCUCUGCUUGCUAUUAGUUAUUUUCUCAGGGUGUUAAUUGUCACUGUGGUUGGCCAAAGAUCUUUGGGUCUAUUGGUAUACGGGUCGC
Dioscorea cayenensis subsp. rotundata (Guinea yam) is the source of this 1987-nucleotide messenger RNA. Its product is annotated as protein IQ-DOMAIN 1-like. The record is from RefSeq and is a predicted model, not a curated record. The transcript has 4 exons. Gene Ontology annotation, molecular function: protein binding. The coding region runs from base 224 to 1636 and encodes 470 amino acids. Lineage: Eukaryota; Viridiplantae; Streptophyta; Magnoliopsida; Dioscoreales; Dioscoreaceae.